Salvia hispanica is the source of this 1540-nucleotide messenger RNA. Lineage: Eukaryota; Viridiplantae; Streptophyta; Magnoliopsida; Lamiales; Lamiaceae. The record is from RefSeq and is a predicted model, not a curated record.
ACGCCUGAUGGUAGUGAGAGUGACAUUCUAAAACACCAACACUUGACGAAAUCUAGAGUUUAAUUGUUUGUAUGGAAAGUUGUGUUUCCGUGUUCUUGAUAUAUAAGUUUAUGUUUGAGAUUUGCAGCAUAAAAUAAAAAUGUAUUUGGUGGAGAGUAAGAGUGGAGCGAUAGGGUGCAUGCUUGUUGCGCUGGUGUUUCUCGGGACAUGGCCGGCGUUCCUGGCGCAGUUGGAGCGGCGCGGCCGCCUUCCUCAGCAUACCUAUCUCGAUUAUUCUAUCACCAAUUUCUUGACCGCUAUCCUCAUCGCUUUAACGCUUGGUCAGAUUGGCGAUACCAAACCUAACAUGCCCAAUUUCAUCACUCAACUUUCUCAGAUUGAGAAGAAUUGGGGUUGUGUUUUGAUUGCCAUGUCCGGCGGAGUAUUCCUUGGGCUGGGCAACUUGGCGACGCAGUAUGCUUGGCCCUUUGUAGGGCUGUCAGUCACGGAGGUCAUCACAUCAAGCUUAGCAGUUGUCUUAGGCACAAGCAUGAACUAUUUUCUGGAUGAUAAAAUCAACAGAGCAGAAAUACUUUUCCCAGGAGUGGGAUGUUUCCUGAUUGCAGUUUUUUUGGGCUCUGCCGUUCAUUCCUCCAACGCUGCUGACAAUGCAGCAAAACUCUCUCAUAUUGAUGCACAGGAAUCACUUUAUCAUCAAUUUACCAGGGGUGUUGUCACAUCCAAUAACCAAGAAACAGAUCAACACAAAGACAUGGAGCGCGCAAAUAGCCAAGAGGGCAAAGCAAGAACCGGCUCAGCGCAACAUCUGAUCCAGCUUGAGAACAACAGAGCCAUCAAGGUUUUUGGAAAGAGCAUCUGGUUAGGGUUGAGCAUCACUUUCUUCGCCGGUGUGUGCUACGCUCUCUUCUCCCCGGCAUUCAACUUAGCCACAAACGACCAGUGGCACGUGCUGAGCCCGGGCGUCCCAAAGCUAGUCGUCUACGCAGCCUUCUUCUACUUCUCCCUCUCAUUCUUCGUCGUUGCAGCACUCAUAAACAUCAUCUUUCUCUACCGCCCCGUCCUAAAGCUGCCAAGAUCCUCCAUAAUGCAGUACCUUAGGGAUUGGGACGGGAGAUGGCUCGCCUUUUUGGCCGGUCUGCUCUGUGGGUUAGGCAACGGGCUGCAGUUUGUGGGAGGGCAGGCUGCUGGAUAUGCCGCCGCUGAUUGCGUUCAGGCUCUGCCACUGGUGAGUACAUUUUGGGGGGUGCUGUUGUUUGGAGAGUACUGGAGAUCGUCGCGACGGACCUAUGUGUUGCUAGUGAGCAUGUUGGUUAUGUUUGUUGUGGCUAUCGGAGUUCUUAUUGCCUCGUCCGGGCAGCGAAGGCUUUCGUAUACCCAGUGACCUACAACAGAGUUGGUGUGUGUUAGAUUAAAUGUUUUGUGUGUUGAAUUUAGAAUUAGUGAAAUCAAAUAUGUUGAUUCUUGCAUUUUCAUUCCCCACACCCAGGGGUUACACUUACAUCCUGUAGUUUGGUUCUAUGUAUAUCAUGUGCUUGUAUUA